AUGCUAGCCAAGGCUGCGGCUUCGGCGUCGUCGCCCAUGGUACAAGGCGGAGUUUCUUUGGAUUUCACGGACAUUAAAUGUUUACAACAUUCGACAUCGAUAUGGAAGCUCAAGCAAUUGAUCCAUGUUUGUAAAAUGCUAAACAGAACGUUAGAACUUAAGAAGAGUGAAAAUUUGGUUCCCCUUACGAAUAUAGUUAUUGCGCUGGCUACUGGGUUCCAUUUUAACGUGUCAGCUGUGAUUGAAAAAAGGAUCGAAAUUCUUUCGCAGUUUAAGCAGUGCAAGCAAGGUACUGUAAGCGCCCCUCUGGUACCAAGUGCUCUCAAGAUUGAUGUCAGAUUAGCACCUGUAGAAGAAGACAUUGGUGUCUACGUGGGGAAGGUCUACGACAAGGAAUUACAAUCCCAAUUGCUCUUGUCGUUGCAACAUGUUGCAGAAAAUGCUCUUCAAAUAUACCAGUCCAAAGUGAAACAGUUGAUUGUCGAAAGAAACUCCAAUAGACCUACUGAUAUAUCUGGUCGCGUCGUAUCUUUGGACGAAAAUGCAUUUGAUGAUUUGCUUUUCCCUCAUGAGUUGAUGUUCGGUCUUGACCUUUUAGCAAAUCUUCGAGACAAAUCCAAGGAUACCACAAGCGCAGCGUUCUUUUCACUAGCUCUGUCCAUCCUUGAUAAAUUUAAAUCAAAUUUGAAUGAAAAGUGCUUGCCUCCAAUCAGAUUAUAUUACACCACAAUGAUGAAAUUUACUAAAACAAAGGGUCUGUAUUCGACCAAUGUCUUGAUUCGUCUUCCAUACUGGCAAUUCACAAUGCAUCGGAUAUACACAGCAUCUCUACGAAACAAAAGUUUAAUAGAUGUUAUACGCGCCGUUUUGAGACAAAUAUAUCUCCCUAAUAAAUCCCAUUUCCAUGAUGAAUUUGUGAAGUUGCAUUCUCAAAAUCUUCAUGAAUAUUUAGAGUUGUUAGAGCAGUUGGACGAGUUUUGUACCUCUCAAACACUGGAAAAGGAGUUGGUGGAAAAUUUCAAGCAAUAUUCGAAUCAGAACUCGGUGUAUCAUGUGCAUUUCAGCAAUAUCCAAAACGCUUAUCAGUCGUUGUUACUGAAAUCCGUACAAAUUCUUCGAAGGGCAACAAAGCUCGUCGACACCUUCACGUCUCAGUGGAAAGCUAUUUCUAAUAGUAUGAAAAAUAUCGACUUCGAUAACUUGAGUGGAGCGGAACUGACUAAAAUGGUAUCAGAAAAGCUGGAAGUUGAUAAGUUAGCAUAUUCCGAGAAACAAUCUAAUCUCAACAAUAAUAACAUUAAUAACCACCUAGGAAUAGACUCGAAUUCAGAACAAAGGUCCGGAUUUUCCUCCUCCUCCUCCUCCUCUUCUAUUAAUGCCUCACCAAGUGUUCUAUCCCCCGUUACUCUGAGUCGAACACCAUCAAUGAGCAAGUCAGAUAUAUCUAAAUCUCCAUCAUCUCCUAUUCCAUUUGUUGACGCCAGCGAGUCACCACAAGAAAUAAAACAAACCCCUGUUAGAAGGAGAAACAGAUCCUCUUCACUUCAAUCUGAAAACCAAUCAAAUGGUAGAGCUUCUACUGCAACCUCACUUCGUAACAAUAUGCGCUCCAAUUCACUUCAAACUGGUUCUGCAAACACCCAAAGACUGGUACAAAAUGCAUAUUCAAAAGCCCUGUCGUCGCUGAAUGACAAAAGAUCACCUCUGCUAACUCCAGCAAAGUCACUAGCUGCAAAGCCAAAACCUUCGUCACCAAUCAUCACAAGGCAAAAUUCCGUAAAGGCAAGGAAUAAAAUGAACUCUUCGAAAUUGAACGAGGUGAACGAAUCAAUGAACAACCUGCGACUGGAUGAAGAAACUCUCAUAAUUUCUCAAGAAUCCCUUUCAUCGGACACAAAUGAUGGGAUAAAGAAUCCAGAUAUAAUAGUUUCUGGCGCGGAUGAGAAUGAUUCGAUGUUGUCAAGUAGUGAAACGCCUUCUGAAUCUACCAUCAAAAAGGUGCGGUUCACUGGAGUUCCACCAAUGACCCCAGAUGAAGAUCCCGAGCCAAAGAGGCGUGGGUGGUAUAAAAAACCUGCAGUACUACAUUAUCCUACACCUCCUGCUCAGUUCUCACUACAGAAAUCAAGAUUGUCUCAAGAGGGAUUAGCGUUUAGGACAAGCUUGAUAGCUAGAGAUCAAGCUGCCGAACGGAAAUUUGGCUACGAAACAGCUUACCCAUCUCAUCAAGGUACAGGAACUAAAAUGGUAAAUAAAAUCAAAGAUAAGCUAAUCAGAUAA
This is a messenger RNA of Kluyveromyces marxianus DMKU3-1042, 2280 nucleotides long. RefSeq names its product protein phosphatase regulator GIP4 (gene GIP4). The transcript has a single exon. The record is from RefSeq and is a predicted model, not a curated record. The coding region runs from base 1 to 2280 and encodes 759 amino acids. Gene Ontology annotation, molecular function: protein phosphatase 1 binding; protein phosphatase regulator activity. Gene Ontology annotation, cellular component: cytoplasm. Lineage: Eukaryota; Fungi; Ascomycota; Saccharomycetes; Saccharomycetales; Saccharomycetaceae.